GCCCGCAACCCGCGCAUGGUGGACAAGUCUACCCGUGCCGCCACGCCGAGGCGUCCCCAGACACACAGUGUCCCUGCAGACGUCAGUUUGGCGCGCGAUCGCUCUCGCGAGUAUCAGUGACGCCGCGAGGCGGACAGUGCGGUGCCGACAACCCGUGAAGUGCAGUCGGAGUGAAGUGCAGUGGCUUGCAGUGUAGUGGCUUGCAGUGCAGUGGCUUGCAGUGUAGUGCAGUGAAGUGCACCGUAUUGGCGCGGGGCGCGCGGCGGUGAAGUGACUGAUGGAUGAGGACGCCGAUGACCCGCCCCUGCCGCCUGUCAGUGUGUCGUCGUGUGUGUGACAGUGUGCGUGACAACAGUGUGUGUGUCGGCGACAGCAUGGAUAACGCUGGUGACCUGAACCUGCCGGCCUGGAUCACGGAGUGGGUGGACAGUGUGGUGGAGGGCAACGCGCCGCCCCAGCGGGCGAGCGCCGCCACGAACGCCACGAACGCCAAGCACUGCGGCAGCGCGGAGAGCGUCCCCCAUGACGAGUUUGAGAACACGGAGAAGCGCAAGGAGAAGUCACGGGAUGCGGCGCGCUGCCGCCGCAGCCGUGAGAUGGAGAUCUUCUCGGACCUGAGCGACGCGCUGCCGCUGCCCGCCUCGGCCGUGGCGCACCUGGACAAGGCCUCCGUCAUGCGCCUCGCCAUCUGCUACCUCAAAGUGCGCAGCCUCAUCCACAUGGUGCCGGAGCAGGUGACGCCCAAGUGCGAGGUGGCCAGCGACCCGCUCGCCAUGAGCGCCAUGGAGGGCUUCCUGCUCGUGCUGUCCGCCGACGGCGACAUGGUGUUCCUGUCCGAGAACGUCCAGGACUACCUCGGCGUCAACCAGCUGGAGAUGAUGGGCCACAGCAUCUACGAGUUCAGCCACCCCUGCGACCACGACGAGAUCAAGGAGAUCCUGUCGGAGAAGUCCGUCGCGAACGGCGACCAGCGCUCCGUGGUGCCGCGCUCGUCCUUCCUCAGGAUGAAGUGCACCCUCACCAGCAAGGGCCGGAACGUGAACCUCAAGUCGGCCAGCUACAAGGUGAUCCACUACACUGGCCACAUGCUGACGGGCCCGACCGUGCCCAGGGCGGUGUGCCACGACAGCGACUCGGAGGGCGGCUCGACCGACGGCGCGCCGGGCUGCGGCGGCUGCGAGCUGGUGCCCCAGAAGUGCCUGGUGGCCAUCGGGGAGCCCAUCCCGCACCCGUCCAACAUCGAGAUCCCCCUGGACAAGCAGACGUUCCUCAGCAAGCACAGCCUCGACAUGAAGUUCACCUACGCCGACGACAAGAUCGGCGAGUUCCUGGGCUACGACCCCGCCGAGCUGGUUGGGAAGUCCAUGUACGAGUUCCACCACGCCAUGGACAGCGCCGUCGUGGAGAAGGGCUUCAAGUGCUUGUUCUCCAAGGGGCAGUGCCAGACGGGCCGCUUCCGCUUCCUGGCGUGCGGCGGCGGCUACGUGUGGGUGGUGACGCAGGCCACGCUGCUGUACGCGUCCAAGGGCGAGGCCAAGGGCCACAAGCCGCAGUCCGUGGUGUGCGUGCACUUCGUCACCAGUGGCAUCGAGGAGCGCGAUGAGAUCUUCGCCAGCAGCCAGCUGAGCUGCGUCCCCGCAGCGGUGCAGGCGGCCCCCUCCGCCGCGCCAGUGCCCGCCCAGGCCGCCAAGGCCGUCGGCGUGCCCGCGGCAGAGCCCAAGGCCGCCGCCAAGGCCGCCGCCAAGGCCGAGGCACCCGCCGCGCCGUCGGCCCCGCGCGUCCAGUCCGUGACGGCCACCCUGUUCAAGUCGGUGCCGGCCGAGCCCCAGGUCGCCGUGCCGGCCGUGCCCGAGGUGGUGGUGCUGCCCCCCGCCAGCCCCACGCCGCCGCUGCCGCCGCCGCCCUCGGUGGACAUCAGCGUCAACCAGUACAUCCGGCCCGACAUCUUCUCCCUCUCUCCCACCUUCUCGUCGUCCCUCUCGCCCGCCCUCUCCCCCGCGCUCUCGGACGGGCCGCUGCUGCGCCCCACCUCGGCCACCAGCAGCAUCUUCGCGGCGUCCCCGGCGCCCUCCUCGCCGACGCCGUCCUCGAGCACGCCGUCGUCGCCGUCCGUGUACCUGCGCCCGCAGGCCGCCACCGCCUCGAUCUUCGCGCCGCGCACCGAGGACAUGAACAAGGGCUUCCUCAUGUUCUCCGAGGACGAGGGGCUCACCAUGCUCAAGGACGAGCCGGAGGACCUGACGCACCUGGCGCCCACCGCCGGCGACGUGUGCGUGCCGCUGGAGGGGCCGUACCUGGGCGACAUGUUCGAGGACUUCAUGCUGUCCGACAGCGACAACUACUGCCCCCUGCUGGGCGACGUCGGCGACGACAACAGCAACUCCAAGUUCUUCUUGUACAGAGACAGCGACAGCGACCCCUCGCCCGGCGAGCUGUCGCCGUCCAGGCACUCGCGCCUCUUGCUCUCGCCCACACUGUCACCCACUCUCUCUUCAGCUCUCUCAGAGAGUCCCGGAGAGUGCAGUCUACCUUCCCUGUGCAGUCCAAGCCGGGCAGUGGAUCUGGACGACAACAUGACCUCUUUCAUGUCGCUGUCAGUGGACACUGGCAUGACCAGCUUGUCCGACACAGAUGAUGAUCUGAGUUUACGAGCACCUUACAUACCCAUGGGGGAAGACCUACCUCUCAUUAUGUCGAAUGACCUCAUGUGGGGGUCUUCGUUACCUUACAAAAGCAGCUGCAGUAGUAGCAGAAGCAGCACGAGUGGGAGCAGUAGUAGCAGAAGUCCUGAUGACAGUGGUGGAGGCGACAACAGCAACAGUGGUGCCAGCAGCCCUUUCGACAGUUCUCAUAGCUGCUGGUCUCCUCAGCCACAGACAUCGAGCAAACCAGAUAUGAAUUCAAGUCUAGCAAGACUUUUACAGUCUAAUACAUCAUCUCAUAAUAAUCAGCGACAGUCAGCAUCUGAUCUGGUCGAUCCGUGUGAGGUGUUGGGUCAGAUAUAUUCUAAAAAACAAUCCUCAGCAUGGAGCGGUGCGCGCGGAGCAGGCCGCCCUGUUGCAGGGGCUUCUUACGCCCACAAGAGGGGAGCGAGUGGCUUGGGGCAGUACAUUGGAGCCAAGCGAGGCCGGUUAAAUGUGGCUGUGAAUCGUUCCAAGAAAGCACGAUCAGAUGUGCAUACUUCAGACUCAGUAUUGGUGUUGGAUGGUGCGCGGGCUGAGCACAAACCAGUUCCCUUACCUCAACCCAGCGACAGUGUUCUCAUGAACCUCUUGGGCCAGGACGGUAUGUUUAAGAUACCAAUUCAGAAGAAAGACGCUGUUGUUGCUCUAGGUAACCUAGUUGCAUCUGCAUCAUCUAUUCUCCGUGAGCUUGCUGGUGACAAGAUCCCAGAUGAUGCCCCAAUCGUCUUGCAGCCAGCAAAGCCACCAGAAUCUGGAUCGUCAAGUAAUACUUCGUUUAGGCCUGUGCCUAUGGGGAGGGAGCUGCUUCGUAAAAAUUCAUUCUCACUGCUGGAUCCCGAUGGCAUGAUACCAUCUCUUGCUGAUCUCAGCCAACAAGAUUAUGAUGUGAAUGCCCCUGUGUCCAGCCAAGGUAGUCUUCUGCAAGGGGAGGAAUUGCUGACAGCAUUAGAAAUGUCUGGUGCUGGCAAUAUUUUGUCAAUGGGAUAGUGUGAAGUUCUGAAUGAACUUGAAAACUGGUAAUGGUGUGUGUUACAUGAAAUCUUAGAUUUGUAGAUUAAGUUUAUCUUGAUGCUCUUACAAAAGCAGCGUCUCCUGGGGUGACCGUAUCUGCUUACCAGCCUUACUGAAGGUGUUGGGCAGUUGUUUUGUCUUUUUGCCAUAGAUAUGUUACUAGUUUCCCGAGCAACAGGACACUUCUUAUGAGGAUUCUUUACUGCCAUUUGUGUCAUCAAUGCCCACAAAUAUACAUAAAAAAAUAUUUCUUGUAUGACCAUGAAUCACAUCUAUUUUUUUUAACUCCAUUAACUUCAUGCAUGUAGUCAGUAUUUAAGUGAUCUUUAUUCCCCAAAUGAUUUUUAUCUUGUUAAAGAGAGUUUAAAAUUAAACAAUGGGCUGUGCACUGUUUGAUGAACUAUACUGUGGGAUUGUGAAGUGUCAUUUUUAUUCCUUUUUAUGUUCAUUUUUUAAAAUAGAGCGUUCUGAAAGAUUAGAGCAAAGUGAAAUUUCAAUUUCCAUCGAGGCUCAAGACAUAAUGUGUGUUUGCUUUUAUCUUUAUUCAUUUGACGAUUUACUCAAAUCUGUAAACCAGUAAGCGUUUCUUUAUUAUAAUGGAUAUUGUGUACUACUAUGUUAUUAUAAUACCAUUGAUUAAUGUGACUAAGAUACACCUUUUACCUACUGCUGUGUUCAUUCAUGACUAAUUAACAUGUUUGCUGAGCUCUCGUGGAUGGCCAGCCAAAGUAUGUGCAGCUAUUGUAAGACUUAAAGUUUGUACUUCUGCCUUCUCUCCUCAACCAUCAAAGACAACAGCGAGCAGUUCAAAGACUACCAUAAGUGGUACCUGAAUCCAAUCUAAGCUCUACGAUACAUUAAAGUGCCAUAAAAUGUUGUCCAGGAGAAAGCAGCGUCGUGAGCAAAUGAGUCUUUUCUGUUCUAUUGUUAUCUGUCGUAAAUUUUCUGCUCAGAUUUGAUGUUUCACCAUGGAGUGGAUUGUUUUUGGUGUAUAGAUUCUUAUUUCUUUGCAAGACAUGCUUCUUUCCGAUUCAUAGCACUCUUCUCGUAUUUCAUGUAGAUGUGAUUUUUGUCUUUAAGAUACCAGCAUGAACUAUGUUGUUUUGACUGUACGUUUGAGGAAAGUCUAGAAGAGAAAAAUAAGAGAGUAUGUCAGUUUUUUAUUUAGGUGGACUGCCAAUUUAUUGUAAAUACGUUAAUUCCUCGAAGUUAUAUAAUUUGAAGACCUUUCCCUCCCUCUGUAUUUACAAACUAAGAUCUUUUGCUCAUUAUGUUAUUGGUUUUCAUUUCAAUUUGCCAAGAUGAAAGCAAAGCUGCAAAAGAUGUUUGUGGUGUUGACCAGUUGUAGUGAAUGUAGUCUUUUGCUUUAGAGUAAGAGAAUGUGUAAUAUGUGUUAGAGCUAGCGGUAUGUCAAUAUGUCAGUUGCUUGUUGUAGUACAAUAUCACAAUUAUUUGAGCACUAUUCCUAAGGGUUUAUCAAUUUUAUUAUAAGGAAGCUCCCAUUGCAUUUCAUGAUCAUAUUUCAAUGAACCUCUGUCUUUUUCCACUAAGUAAAAAAAUGUUUUGCACUGAUUCUCUCAGUUUUUGUAAUUGGCAUGAAAACAGGUGCACAGAAUAUGUAUUGUUGGUUGGACACUGUUAAUACUUAUCAAGUCAUUUAUUCUGACCACAACAGUUCUGACUACAAAUUCACUUGUCCUUUUCCACAUUUAAACAUUCCUUAUCUUAUUUUUUUUAAAGAUACGUAAUUUGUUUCAUGGAUCAUUUGCCUCCGUCUUUGAUUUUUAUUUCUUUUAAUAUUUCACUAUGUGUGUGGAUUUGUUUUGAAUGCCACAUUACAAUUAAUGAUGGGAGCAGAAAUGUUAAGUGCGGUGUGGGAACGUGACUUUAGAUCUGUGACUAGCAAACAGAGUCCUGUUUCUAGUUAGAAACCAUGAAAUCUCCAUUAAUUUCUCCUUGAGAUGAGGAACUUUAUAACGGAGUUUUGUUUUGGCUUGCUUUAUUGGCAUGUUCCAACUCCGACAGAUCUGACCUAUCACAGGAAAAGAUGAGUCUUGAGGGAAAAUCUUUUCCUUUUUUUAUUUACAUAUAUAUUUUUUGUGUUAUUUGAAGCUUUUUCUUGAAAAUCAUGUUUUUAUUUGGUUUUGUUAGACUUCUGAAGCUAGAAUGUUUUAUUUACUCUUGCCUUGUUCAGUUUUCAAUUCUGGGUCGUGAUGGACUUUCAUUUCAGAAAUCAUUUUUGCUUUCUUUCCACUUUAAUAUAACGGAGUUCUUUGACUCUGUUGGUAUUGCAUGAAAGUAAUGUUAGUCUUAGAGGUUUGAUUCUUUGUUUUAUCAAAGACCAAACACAAUUAUUGUUCAGAGCCUCUCCAAAUAAAGAGUGAAAACCAUAA
Thrips palmi is the source of this 6088-nucleotide messenger RNA. Its product is annotated as hypoxia-inducible factor 1-alpha-like. Bases 375 to 3671 code for a protein of 1098 amino acids. The transcript is spliced from 13 exons. Gene Ontology annotation, biological process: cellular response to hypoxia; regulation of transcription by RNA polymerase II. The record is from RefSeq and is a predicted model, not a curated record. Gene Ontology annotation, cellular component: transcription regulator complex; nucleus; cytoplasm. NCBI's taxonomy places the organism in Eukaryota, Metazoa, Arthropoda, Insecta, Thysanoptera, Thripidae. Gene Ontology annotation, molecular function: protein dimerization activity; DNA-binding transcription factor activity, RNA polymerase II-specific; RNA polymerase II transcription regulatory region sequence-specific DNA binding.